This is a messenger RNA of Perkinsus marinus ATCC 50983, 270 nucleotides long. RefSeq lists its product as hypothetical. NCBI's taxonomy places the organism in Eukaryota, Perkinsozoa, Perkinsida, Perkinsidae. Bases 1 to 270 code for a protein of 89 amino acids. The transcript has 2 exons. The record is from RefSeq and is a predicted model, not a curated record.
AUGGCGUUCGCAUUCGUACCGUGGGCGACCGGAGUGGCAUUCGCUUCUGUCGCUGUAACCAUGGCGAGUAAAGAGAUAGCAAGGGCGCAGGAGAAUAUGCUCUACGACUCGCGGAGAGCUGCAGCCGGGAUAACUCCAUAUCGGCCGUACUGUCCUACUCGGAAGCCGUCGAUCUUCUCCCCUCAAGUGUCCAAUAUGGUCCUAAUGCGUGUGUAUAACCAGUUCUUUGGUCAUGGUACGGAAGACUAUAUGUACCGACUACAGUGGUGA